AUGAAAGGUCAACUAGAUUCAACUUUACAUUUGACAUCUUAUCUUUUGAAUCCGUAUUACCAUUAUAAUGAUGCACAACUCCAAUUUGAUCCCGAUGUAAUGGAUGCGGUUCUUGAUUUUUUUGAUACAUUAUUUCUUGGAGAUUUAGAGAUACAAAGGCAAUUCGUAACUAUUGACUUGCCAAAGUACAAGAAGAAGGUUGAUAGAUUUGGCUCCGAUCUUGCAAUUAAACAUUGUAAGGUGAAUGAUGCCGACAUUGAUCUGGACGAAGUAGACCCCAAAACGGUUGAUGAAACUCUUGAAACCGAUGUUAGUCAAGCACCCCGCGAAAGUCCAAAAACGAGCGAACUUUUUGAUGAAGAUUUCGAGUCCGAGAGUGAGGAUCAAGUGUUAGAAGAAUACGAAUAUGAGUCGGAUGGGGUUCAAAUAAUGGAAGUAUGUGGUGAAGAUUAG
Molecule: messenger RNA, 453 nt
Organism: Lactuca saligna
Lineage: Eukaryota; Viridiplantae; Streptophyta; Magnoliopsida; Asterales; Asteraceae
Source: the annotation of a GenBank genome assembly